AUGGACUGUGACUCUGACUCUGAGGCUGUGUGGAACUUGGAAGAAAGACCAAGUAAAUCGAGUCGGGUUUAUCUUAGAGGAGACUCGAACGGCUUCUGCAAACAUACACCCCUUCAAGAGACCUGCCACACAGCUUUGUCAGCAACUAGAAUGGGACCCCUUGAGAGAAACCCGCUACCACCACCGUUCAACAAGGCCCGCCCUGGGGCCCCCAUUGUGGUGUCGCACAGAGCUGGAGGAAAUGAGGCGCCGGAGAAUACUCUGGCCGCGCUCAGACAUGCAGAGAAGGCGGGUUCGAAGUUGAUGCAAAUGGACAUUCUCCAAAUUGCUGACGGCACACCUAUUGUCUACCAUGAUCCAAGCCUCAAGCGAACGCACGGUAUGGACUUGGAGGUGAAGAAGAUUCCGACAGUGGCCGAUCUGCCUCCGUUUCCAGAAGUGCUCGAGCCAUGUCUAGCGAUUGGCGGAGCCAAGCCGAUUCACACCACGGCUUUCAAAUACGGACGGCGCAUCGCUCUUGUGAAGGAGCUGUUGGACGAGGCGGCACCUGAUACGUUUCUCCUUCUAGAGUUCUGGGAAGAAGACAAGGAACUGGUCGAGAAAGUGGUGCACAUGAUCAAAGAUGCUGGUCGCUCUGAGACGGUGAUACUGGGGAACCCUUUCAGCACGAAAACGUGGCAGUUUUGCAAAGAGGCUUUACCGGGGGUGUCCACGAUACUGCCCUUAAGUGAGGUAUUCAAGCUGUACGCUUACUACAUGUUCGGCCUCCUGUUCUGGUGGCGACCCCCGGCCCAAAACGUUGUGUUCAACAUUCCGUUGUUCACAACCGAUUGGCAUAUCGGCCUCGCCAAACCCCCGCCCCAAAGUACCUGGAAACAAAAGCUCGGGGUCUUCGCGUUCUUCCAGUUUUGCAACUUCAUGAAGUGGCUCUUACCGCGACCAAAGUUGUUCUCCUGGCUCCAGGAGCACGGGAUCCCGGUUAUGGUCUUCAUCCUCAAUCGACCUGUGGAUUGGGACUAUGCACUCAGUCUCGACGGCAUCUCUGCCAUCAUGACCGAUCACCCAAUGGCUUUGAAUGAGUACCUUAAAGCACGGCAGUUUAGUUAGCGGCAGGUGCGCGGUAAAGAAGAGCCAUACAAAGGACACCCUUCAACUUAGCUGUACAAUAUCAUUGAGUCCGGAAACUUUGUAGUCAUCGGUGCAUGCAUUCAUGCAGUGCACCCCGGCUUUAGCGCUAUGCGAAUCAUACGCAGCUCAAUUCCAUUCUUUACUGAGUCAAUGAAUCCGGCUUUGGACACUAUACUAGUUUAGUACUAGAAAUAAUUUUGAAAGGAAGCCUGAUGAUUUGGUCGCUCUGCGGGCAACAGCGAGUUCGACCAUCUUGAACGACCACGAAUGACCGUAACCAGGAUUCCGACUUACUAGGGUUUGCGUCAAACCUGAUACGUACCGGUGGACGUUGUACGUCGCAUACUGUCUCGCAC
This is a messenger RNA of Klebsormidium nitens, 1484 nucleotides long. The record is from the annotation of a GenBank genome assembly. Lineage: Eukaryota; Viridiplantae; Streptophyta; Klebsormidiophyceae; Klebsormidiales; Klebsormidiaceae.